Molecule: messenger RNA, 1431 nt
Organism: Paramecium pentaurelia
Lineage: Eukaryota; Ciliophora; Oligohymenophorea; Peniculida; Parameciidae
Source: the annotation of a GenBank genome assembly
UAUGGGAACAAGCAGUUCUACAUAUCAAUUUAACUUCUCUUAAUAUUAAUAUUUACAAGAAAUCAUAGAUCCUAGAUUUGGAGAAGUUAAAUUAUAUUAAAAAAAUGAGACUGGGGAAUUAGUUUGUGUAAUUGAAAAAAUACAAACUUAAUCAACUAAACCCUUUAAAAAACUUGAUCAUCCUAAUUUGUUAAAAGUACAUUAUUAUUCUGCUUCCACAUAUAAGGUAAAUUAUUAAUUUAUUACAAGGAAGUAUGUUCUACAUUUACAAAAUUAUAUAUAGUGUAUGAAUACAUAAAUAACGAUCUAAAUACAAUCAUAACUAAUAGAUAUAAGAAAAAUUAAUAUUUUACUGAAUCAUAACUUUGGUCUCUUUCUUAUUAAAUACUUGAUGUUUUACAUUAUUUAAAAAGAAAUGGCAUUUAUCCUAUGGAAAUAAGAAAUUUAUUUAUUUCAAAUUAAGGGAAUCUGAAAUUCAAUUCUCUUUUUGAUAAUCAUAUGACAUCAUUCUAAUAAUUACUGAAUUAAAUUACUGAAGAUUAUCAUAUAUCUCCAGAAGAAUUGGCACUUUUUAAAAAUUAAUCAAAUUUUAAUAAUCUUAAUCCAGAAUAAUGCUAAAUCUUUUAAUCUGGCUUAACUAUUUUAUGGGCAGCAUCUUUAAAUGAUCCUUCCACACUCUUUAAUAAAAUUGAAUGGAAAUUAAAUGAACAAGAUUUAUAUUUAAGAAUUUCAGAAUUGUAAUACACUGAUAACUUUAAGACUUUUUUAAUUAAAAUGCUUCAAAUAAAUCCAUCUGAAAGAGGUACUUUAGAAUCUUUAUUACUUUUAUUAAAUAAAUAUGAAAAAAAUGAAGAUCUUCUUAAAAUAUAGAAACUUGAUUCAAUUCCAACUAAUCAUUAAUUUGAUGAAUAUGAGUAUUAAUCAUAAUCUUCAUAUAAUUAAUCAAGUCAGAAGCAAAAAUAAAAUCUAUAAUAGAAUAAAAUAUAAUAAUUUUAAAAAUAAAUAUCCUUAAUAGGUUCAAUUACUUUAAAGUCUGAAAGUCAAGAAAUCAAUAGAAAUAAUUAAUUAUUUAGUAAUAAAUUAAUACAACAAUAAGAUAAUAAUUAUUAUUAACAAUAAUAAUCAAAAUCAUUUGUAUAAUAUUAAACUCCUGAUUCAUCUCCAAUUUAAACUAAUAGAAAACCUCCAUCCAUAUCAGCAUCUAAAAAUUAAUUGAAUAGCACUUCUAAACCUAAUAUAUAAAGUUAAUCAUAAUUCAAUAAAGAAAAAGUAUUAGACACUAGUUAUUUUUCUUAAUAAUCAUAAUUGAGUAAUAAUAAAAGUUAAAGAAGCUUAUUAGAAAAUAGAAUUGAAGAAGCCUUAAUGAAGAGUAAAUUGGCAUUAGCAAAGUUUGAUUAAACUAUUAAAUAAAAUAAUUAUUAUAAAAAUUGA